GAUAUUUACAUUUACUUUUAUUUAGCUUAUUCAAGAAAUGCUACCUGAUUUUAAAGAAAGACAUAUACCUCCAAAAGAUGCUCUGGAUGUAUACAUUGAACAUAGAUUAUUAAUGGAGAGUCGUAAUCGACAUCUUGGAGAACAACGUGAUCCAAGAAAUAAAUAUGCUCCAGAACUUAUGAGACGCUUUGAAGUAUAUUUUAAAGAUUUUGAUACAACAAAAGCAUAUUCUGUAAGAGAUAUAAAAGCUGAUAAAAUUGGAAAAUUAAUUACGGUGCGGGGUAUAGUAACAAGAAGUAGUGAUGUAAUGCCUUUGCUUGUUGUUGCUACAUAUACAUGUGAUCAAUGUGGUGCUGAAACAUUCCAACCAGUUCAAUCUCUUAAAUAUAUGCCAUUACGAGAAUGUCCCAGUGAUGAUUGUCGUAUAAAUAAAUCUGGUGGUGUAUUAGAUAUGCAAACAAGAGGAUCAAAAUUUGUGAAAUUUCAAGAAAUAAAAAUACAAGAACAUAGUGAUCAAGUUCCUGUAGGUCAUAUUCCAAGAGCAUUGACAAUAUACUGCAGAGGUGAAACAACAAGAAAAUGUUUACCUGGAGAUCAUGUACUUAUUACGGGUAUAUUUUUACCUAUUAUAAAAUCUGGUUUUAAUGCUCGAGUGGGUGCAGCUCUUUUGAAUGAAACAUAUUUAGAUGCACAUAGAAUCGUUCGUCUUAUUAAUUCGCAAAGCUCUGAUGAUAAUGACACGAUAUUAAAAGAUGAGGAAUUAUCUUUAUUUAUGGAGGAUGAUUUUUAUGGUAAAUUAGCUCGUUCUAUCGCUCCAGAAAUUUAUGGACUUGAAGAUGUUAAAAAAGCCCUCUUGUUACUCUUAGUUGGUGGUACAGAUAAACACAAAGAUGAUAUUAAAAUUAGAGGUAACAUUAAUAUUUGUUUAAUGGGUGAUCCCGGAGUUGCUAAAUCUCAAUUACUUUCAUUUAUAACAAGAUUGGCACCUCGUUCUCAAUAUACGACAGGCAGAGGAUCUUCCGGAGUAGGUUUAACCGCUUCGGUUAUGAAAGAUCCUUUAACUGGUCAAAUGAUGCUCGAAGGAGGAGCUUUAGUAUUAUCCGAUCAAGGCGUUUGUUGUAUAGAUGAAUUUGAUAAAAUGGCAGAUGCUGAUCGAACUGCUAUUCACGAAGUGAUGGAACAACAAACUAUAUCAAUUGCCAAAGCAGGCAUUACAACUCGUUUGAAUGCAAGAGUUUCAAUAUUAGCCGCAGCAAAUCCUGCUUACGGUAGAUAUAAUCCUAAAAGAACAAUUGAACAGAAUAUUCAGUUACCUGCUGCUUUAUUAUCACGAUUUGAUUUACUGUGGUUAAUUCAGGAUCGAGCAGAUCGUAAUAAUGACUUAAAAAUGGCUCAACAUAUAACUUACGUUCAUCAACAUUGUAUACAACCACCGAUGCAAUCGCAAGCUUUGGAUAUGAAUUUAAUGAGAAGAUAUAUUACUUUAUGUAAAACAAAACAGCCCGUUAUUCCAGAAGAGUUGACCGAUUACAUAGUUGAGUCUUAUGUAGAAAUGAGAAGAGCAGCUCGCAAUGGUGAAGAUAAAACUUUUACAUCUGCGCGUAAUUUACUAGCAUUAUUACGUUUGUCGACUGCAUUGGCACGUUUAAGAUUAUCAGAUAUUGUCGAAAAAGCGGAUAUCAUCGAGGCGAAUAGAUUAAUAGAGAUGUCUAAGCAUUCUAUCAAUUAUUCCGAAAGAUUACUAACAAAUGUCCAACAGAAUCCAAUAAAUCGAAUCUUUCAUCUUAUUAGAGAAUUAGCGGGUGAUAAGAAAACUGUUAAAGUAUCAGAUAUAUUAGAACGAUGUACUAAUAAAGGAUUUAAACCUGAUGAAAUUAACGAUUGUAUUGAAGAAUACGAGGCAUUGAAUGUGUGGCAAGUGAAUCAAACAAGAACACAAAUUACUUUUAUCUAAAUAUUUCGUUUCUCGUAUUUAAUGUAUUGAAUGCAUUAUUUUUUAUACUUUGAUAUGUAAUUUCAAAAGUAUUUUUCUAUAUUUUGACUUAUUAUUAUAAAUAAAUUAUAUAUUUUUUACAUUA
Messenger RNA from Apis florea (little honeybee), 2078 nucleotides. It is a transcript of the gene Mcm7, whose product is annotated as minichromosome maintenance 7. Gene Ontology annotation, cellular component: nucleus; MCM complex. Gene Ontology annotation, molecular function: ATP hydrolysis activity; ATP binding; single-stranded DNA helicase activity. Gene Ontology annotation, biological process: DNA replication initiation; DNA replication; DNA strand elongation involved in DNA replication. Lineage: Eukaryota; Metazoa; Arthropoda; Insecta; Hymenoptera; Apidae. The record is from RefSeq and is a predicted model, not a curated record.